GGCGCCCCUCCUCCGUCUGACUCCGCACGCAUCUGAUCAUCUCCGCUGCUGCCUGCAAUCUCCUCUCCUCGCACAGCAAGAGCUUGCAGCAGGAUGCUCAUGACCGCCAUGCACAUGGACUCCACCCACGGCCACGCACCCUCCUCCUCCUCCGCCACCACCACGCCGCCGCCCUGGCUCCCAGCCGACCACCACGGCCUCCUCUACGAUUUCGCGGCCUCGGCUCCCUCUCCCUCCCCGCCGCCCGCGACCGUGCCGCUGCACCGUCACCUCCGUUCCGUCGCGCCCUCCGCCCGCCGCGUCGCCAAGCGCCGCGCGCGCCCGUCGCGGAGGCUGCCCACCACCUACAUCAGCACCGACCCCGCCAGCUUCCGCCGCGUGGUCCACCAGGUCACCGGCGCCGACGACCUGCCGCUCCCUCCGCCCGAUCUCCUCUGCCGCCCGGUCCCCGCUCGCGCUGAUUCCGCCGCCCCCGGCGCGCUGACGCUCCCGACGCUGGACACGUCGGCGUUCCUGCUCGGCGGACCCGCCCGGGCAGACGCGCCGUGCGACGGCUCGGCUGCGUUGGCGCCGGCGGAUGGUUUAGGAGGAGGGCCUUACCAAAGUGCUACCAACUGUGGCUUCCCGACCUUGGAGUCUUGGGAUACUCUCUUCUAAUUACCAUCUUUCUCUGCCUGUAAGCUAGCAUAAUUAAGAUAAGAUGGCCAGAUUAUCCACGAGCAUCUUUUUUCAUCAGUCUCU
Phragmites australis (common reed) is the source of this 741-nucleotide messenger RNA. Its product is annotated as calmodulin-binding protein 25-like. The transcript has a single exon. Gene Ontology annotation, biological process: response to osmotic stress. Lineage: Eukaryota; Viridiplantae; Streptophyta; Magnoliopsida; Poales; Poaceae. Gene Ontology annotation, cellular component: nucleus. The record is from RefSeq and is a predicted model, not a curated record. Gene Ontology annotation, molecular function: calmodulin binding. Bases 94 to 657 code for a protein of 187 amino acids.